This is a messenger RNA of Caenorhabditis briggsae, 2700 nucleotides long. It is a transcript of the gene Cbr-pam-1, whose product is annotated as Protein CBR-PAM-1. The record is from RefSeq and is a predicted model, not a curated record. Bases 1 to 2700 code for a protein of 899 amino acids. The transcript has 5 exons. Gene Ontology annotation, molecular function: peptide binding; metalloaminopeptidase activity; zinc ion binding. NCBI's taxonomy places the organism in Eukaryota, Metazoa, Nematoda, Chromadorea, Rhabditida, Rhabditidae. Gene Ontology annotation, biological process: proteolysis; peptide catabolic process. Gene Ontology annotation, cellular component: cytoplasm.
AUGGCGACCUGUGGGAACCCCAAUGCACCGGCUGUGAAAUUCGAACGUCUCCCAACUUUUGCCGAACCAACGCAUUACGAUGUUCGUCUAUUACCAUGUCUGAAUCAAUUCUCCUUCGAAGGGCUAUCCACUGUAGAUGUCACUAUUAAGGAGGCAACGGACGUUCUCAAAGUGCAUGCACAGAGUCUGUUGAUUCAGUCAGUAUCGCUGGUCGCAAAUCCAGGAGACGCUGCAAAGACAUGUGACACUUCCUAUGAUGACAAGCUGAAUAUUUUGAGUAUCAAGCUUCCAUCGGUCGUCCAGCCACAGAAGGUGCAACUUAUUUUCAAAUUUGUUGGAGAACUGAACGAUAAGAUGCGCGGAUUUUAUCGUAGUCAAUACAAGGACAAGAGCGGUUCCGAGAAGUUCCUCGCAUCAACGCAAUUCGAGUCAACUUACGCUCGUUAUGCUUUCCCAUGCUUCGAUGAGCCAAUUUAUAAGGCAACGUUUGAUAUCACUCUCGAGGUCGAGAACCACCUGACCGCUCUGUCCAACAUGAACGUUGUAUCGGAGACCCCUUCUACUGGCGGAAAGCGUAAAAUCGUGAAGUUCGCCACAACUCCAAAGAUGUCCUCAUACCUUGUUGCUUUCGCUGUUGGAGAACUCGAGUACAUCAGCGCUCAGACCAAGAGUGGAGUUGAGAUGCGAGUGUACACUGUUCCUGGAAAGAAGGAGCAAGGACAAUACAGUUUGGAUCUUUCAGUCAAAUGUAUCGAUUGGUACAACGAGUGGUUCGAUAUUCCAUACCCACUUCCAAAAUGCGACCUUAUUGCUAUUCCUGACUUCUCAAUGGGAGCAAUGGAAAACUGGGGCCUUGUCACAUACCGAGAAAUCGCUCUUCUUGUUGAUCCAGGAGUUACUUCCACUCGCCAAAAGUCCCGAGUUGCUCUUGUCGUUGCUCAUGAGUUGGCCCAUUUGUGGUUCGGAAAUCUUGUCACAAUGAAAUGGUGGACAGAUCUUUGGUUGAAGGAAGGAUUCGCCUCUUUCAUGGAAUAUAUGUUUGUCGGCGCGAAUUGUCCAGAAUUCAAAAUUUGGCUUCAUUUCCUCAACGAUGAACUGGCAUCCGGAAUGAGUCUCGAUGGCUUGAGAAACUCGCACCCCAUUGAGGUUGAGAUUGACAAUCCAAAUGAGCUUGAUGAGAUUUAUGAUUCGAUCACUUAUGCCAAAUCGAACUCUGUGAAUCGUAUGCUCUGCUACUAUCUAUCGGAGCCAGUCUUCCAAAAGGGACUUCGGUUAUACUUGAAGAAGUUCCAAUACUCGAAUGCCGUUACUCAGGACCUGUGGACUGCUCUCAGUGAAGCUUCCGGACAGAACGUGAACGAGUUGAUGUCUGGAUGGACUCAACAAAUGGGGUUCCCAGUUCUCAAUGUCUCCCAAAGACAGGAUGGAAACAACCGUAUUCUGACUGUUCAACAGCGCAGAUUCAUUUCUGAUGGAGGAGAGGAUUCAAAGAACAGCCUCUGGCAGGUUCCUAUCACUGUCUCAGUUGGUAGCUCACCGAAUGAUGUGAAAGCUAGAUUCCUUCUCAGAGAGAAACAACAAGAAUUUGUUGUCGAAGGUGUUGCUCCAGGAGAGUGGGUUAAGCUCAAUUCUGGAACUACUGGAUUCUACCGAGUCGAGUAUUCGGAUGAAAUGCUGACUGCGAUGCUCCCUGACAUUGCCUCUCGCAAAAUGCCAGUUCUCGAUCGCUUUGGACUCAUCAAUGAUCUCUCUGCUCUUCUGAACACUGGAAGAGUUUCAAUUGCCCAGUUCGUCCAAGUCGCUGCUUCGUCGGCUAAUGAAGACGAGUACGUGGUGUGGGGAGCUAUCGAUGAAGGAAUGAGCAAGCUAUUGAUGUGUGCCCGAGAAAUGUCUGACGAUACUCUUAAAAGUGCAAAACAACUUGUCAUCAAGAUGUUUGAGAAGUCUGGCGCGGAGCUCGGAUUUGCCGAGCAAUCCGGAGAAGACUCGCAGAAAAUGAUGCUUCGUGCGCUUGUUCAAGCUCGACUUGCCCGUGCUGGUCAUCGGCCAACUAUUGAAAAAUUCAAUCAACUUUUCACCGACUUCUUAGAAAAGGGUACUCCAAUUCACCCAGAUAUUCGUUUGGCCACCUUUGGAGUUGUCGCCCGGUGUGGAGGAAAAGAAGGAUUCGACAAGCUCAUGAAUCUCCGUGAAACAACAACCUUCCAAGAGAUUGAACGUCAAGCCAUGAUUGCAAUGUCGCAGACACCAGAGCAGCCACUGCUGGCCCAGCUUUUCGAAUAUGGAUUCGAGAAAAAUAAAGUUCGCCCACAAGAUCAGCUCUAUUUGUUCGUUGGAACUGGUUCAACUCACAUGGGACAACAGUACGCCUGGAAGUACUUCUGUGAACACAUCAAGGAAUUUUUGGAAAAAUACGGUGGUGCGAACUCUAGUCUGUUCCAGCGUUGUCUGAAAUUUGCUGGAGAGAGUUUUGGAAGUGAGCAACGAGCCGUAGAGUUCCAAGACUAUUUCUGCAAUUGCAAGGAGCUCAAUGAUACUGAUCGCCAAACGUUGGCUAGGCCAAUCGGACAGGUUUGUUUGUCCAGCAAUUUUUUUUUCAAAUUCUUGUUACAGACUGUCGAAGCUAUUCGUCUGAACGCCCGUCUUCUCGAAUCCAAUCGCUCAGUGAUCGAGACUCUUCUCAAACAAAGCAACUUAUAA